Messenger RNA from Manihot esculenta (cassava), 1330 nucleotides. Its product is annotated as caffeoylshikimate esterase. Gene Ontology annotation, cellular component: membrane. Gene Ontology annotation, molecular function: lipase activity. The transcript has a single exon. The record is from RefSeq and is a predicted model, not a curated record. The coding region runs from base 191 to 1156 and encodes 321 amino acids. Lineage: Eukaryota; Viridiplantae; Streptophyta; Magnoliopsida; Malpighiales; Euphorbiaceae.
GCUGCAAAGUGGCAAGAGGGCUAAGGGCAUUAAGGACUAACCAAAAAUUUAGGAAUCGACUGAGUCGUAAAACCGAGUCCAACUCAACUCGGUCUCAAGAGAAAAGUCAAACGACAACCAGGCAAAAAAUCCACUACAAAAUCGCCCCAAAGAAAGAACAAUUCCCCAAAUCCAAAUCCUUUCUCCGAGAAUGGAGGAGCAAGAAAAUCUCUUAACUGAAACCGAAAUUCACUACUGGGGCAAAACUCCAGAGGAAGAGUACUACAAGCAACAAGGAAUCAGAGGAUCACAUUCACUGUACACAUCACCAAGGGGCCUCUGUCUCUUCACCAGAUCGUGGUUGCCAAUCUCCGCCGCCCCACCACGUGGCGUCAUCUGUAUGGUUCAUGGCUAUGGCAACGACAUCAGCUGGACCUUUCAGUCCACAGCUAUCUUCCUUGCUCAGAAGGGUUUUGCUUGCUAUGCCAUCGAUAUUGAAGCGCAUGGUAGAUCUCAAGGCCUCAAGGCGUAUGUCCCCAAUGUCGACCUUGUGAUUCAAGAUUGCGUUUCUUUCUUCAAUUUUAUAAAGCAAGAUCCGGAAUUUCAUGGGUUGCCUUCAUUUUUGUAUGGUGAGUCAAUGGGUGGUGCUAUUUGUCUCCUGAUUCAUCUCUCAAACCCUAGAGGGUUUGAUGGUGCAAUCUUGGUUGCACCCAUGUGUAAAAUCUCAGAAAAUAUGAAACCCAGGUGGCCAAUUCCUGAGAUUUUAUCAUUUGUUGCAAAAUUCUUUCCCACCUUGCCAAUUGUACCAACUGCAGAUGUUCUGUCCAAGUCAAUCAAAGUUGAGGAGAAGAAGAAAAUUGGGCUGAUGAACCCAAUGAGAUACAGUGGGAAACCAAGAUUGGGAACUGUAGUGGAGCUGGUGAGAGUUACUGAUUAUCUGAGUAAAAGAUUAAGUGAUAUAAGCAUUCCUUUUAUUGUAUUACAUGGGAGUGCAGAUGUUGUUACAGAUCCAAAUGUGAGUAGAGCUCUGUAUGAAGAGGCAAAGAGCAAAGACAAAACAAUCAAGAUCUAUGAUGGUAUGAUGCAUUCAUUGCUUUUUGGUGAGACUGAUGAGAAUAUUGAAAUUGUUAGAGGUGAUAUUCUGUCUUGGUUGAAUGAUAGAUGCCAAGGAAAUUGAUUCUUCUGAUUACUUUUUUUAUGAUGGUUGAUUGUUCACAUCUGUUUCAGACUGUGUAGACCUGCCGAGAUUUCUGUAGUGUGUUGCGCAGCAAAUGUGAAGGAGAAUUUUGCUUUCUUUUUUUUAUUUUUUUGAGCUACAAGAUUUGCAUUGGAAUUAUCUCUGUUCAUGACU